Messenger RNA from Erigeron canadensis, 611 nucleotides. Its product is annotated as DNA-directed RNA polymerases I and III subunit RPAC2. Gene Ontology annotation, molecular function: DNA binding; DNA-directed RNA polymerase activity; protein dimerization activity. Gene Ontology annotation, cellular component: RNA polymerase I complex; RNA polymerase III complex. The record is from RefSeq and is a predicted model, not a curated record. The transcript is spliced from 4 exons. Gene Ontology annotation, biological process: DNA-templated transcription. Lineage: Eukaryota; Viridiplantae; Streptophyta; Magnoliopsida; Asterales; Asteraceae. Bases 148 to 453 code for a protein of 101 amino acids.
UAUUUCCGUUUAUAUUUUCCCCUUUCAUCCCCUACAUAAGUAAACUCUCUUUCUAAAAUCAAAUUAGGGUUUUGCAGAGUGCUGCAGACUUCAAUCAUACAGGCUAUUGGAAGAACUUUUGCUGCAGUUUCAGCUUUGUAGACCAAAAUGGAACACGGAUCGUUUCAGGAUAAUUCGGCAUCAACUUUUUCUUUAGCCGAUGAAGAUCAUACACUUGCAAACUCUUUAAGAUUUGCUCUCAACCAAGAUCCAAGAGUUUCAGUAUGCGGGUACAGCAUUCCACAUCCUUCAGAGGCUCGGGUAAACAUAAGAGUCCAGACAACUGGUGACCCUGCAAAAGAAGUGUUGAAAGAUUCAUGUCAAGACCUCAUGCAGAUAUGUCAGCAUGUUCGGAGCACCUUCGACCAAGCUGUUGCUGAUUUUAAAAGUAAUAAUGGUUCCGAAAGGCAGUAGAUGAAGAACUCUAUUUUGUCUCUGUUCUGAGGCUCUUUUUUGCUCUUAGUUACUUGACAUAUUGUAUGGUUUGAUCUACAUAUGUAUUAUGACUGGUGGAAUUUUGUCUUGAUUGAUUGUUACAUGAAGUAAAAUGAAUCAAUAUCUAUAUCUUGGCA